AAAUAGAUUCCCUUCUCACUAUGGUCAACCACAGCACUCCUGAAACAGAGUUUGUCCUGCACUGUGUGAUCGGUCCUGAGCAGAGAACCUACACCAUUGCUCUUCUUGUUUUAAUCUACCUGGUAUCUCUGAUAGGAAACCUGUUGGUCAUUCUGGUUAUUCAAAUGAAUCAUCGACUCCAUUCUCCUAUGUACAUCUUUAUCAGUACUUUGGCACUGAUUGACUUGGCUAACAGCACCACUCUUAUUCCAAAAAUGGUCGCUGACAUACAGUUUGAAGCCGCAGUGGUGCCCUAUGGAGCCUGCAUUCUACAAAUGUACAUCGUAUACAAUCUGGAGCAAAUGGAAUCUCUUCUUUUGGCAUUUAUGGCUCUGGACCGAUACGUUGCAGUUGUUUACCCAUUGAGAUAUAAUUCAAUUAUUACCAAAAAGAAUGUUUACAUUGUUGUUAUAGUUCUUCCUGUUUUUGCAUUUCUUGUCCACUCACCUUUUGUAGUUUUUGCUUCCGAACUUUCAUUUUGUCGUACCAACAUCCUGCCUUACUGUUUCUGUGAAUAUGCAACAAUGGUUCAAAUUUCAUGCAAUAACGAUCCCAAAUACCUCACUCUUCUAUCCAUGGUAGUCAUUGUCUUAGGGUUAUGUCCUUUGGUUCUGAUUUUUCUCUCAUAUACCAGAAUAGUUGUAGCAGCUCUAAAGAUUUCUUCUUCGGAUGGAAAGAGUAAAGUUUUCAGCACCUGCUUAACCCACUUACUGGUUGUCUGCCUUUUUUAUUUUCCUCUUUUGACUUCCUAUAUUCUGCCAGGAACAGGUGUAAAGCUGUCAGCCGAAACUUCCAAUACAAUGGUCAUUGUUGGAAAUGUUGUCCCUCCUAUGUUAAAUCCAGUAAUUUACAGCUUUAGAAACAAAGAAAUAAAAAAUAGCAUAUAUAAGAUUUUAAGGGGUAAACGAAUGGCUCCAGAAGCAACUGAGUAAAUAAAUAAGACAAGGACAUUGAAUAUUGUAUGUUACUCAAACACACAUAUAUUAAAUGUACAGAGCUAAUAUUUGAAGAAACUACCACUUUUUCAAGGCAUCUCAGUAUAUCAAAAAUAUAUCUAUAAAAAUAAAGUUUUAAUACUCUCAGACUGUCUUUUUAUUUUUUUUUAACUUUGUUUAAUGUUAUUUGUUCAUUUUGAGCAGUAGGGACCUCACUGACAGAUCACACCCUAUCUGUUUGUUUGCCUGUUCACUAAUUAGGCAAAAAUGGUGGAAUCAAUUUUCAUGAAAUUUUGCAUGCAAGUUUCCGUUGGUCCAACUUAAAAUACAGGCUGUAUAGAAUUUCAAAAAUCUAAUUGAGUGGGUUA
Erpetoichthys calabaricus (reedfish) is the source of this 1342-nucleotide messenger RNA. Its product is annotated as olfactory receptor-like protein DTMT. Gene Ontology annotation, biological process: G protein-coupled receptor signaling pathway. Bases 21 to 971 code for a protein of 316 amino acids. The record is from RefSeq and is a predicted model, not a curated record. Gene Ontology annotation, cellular component: membrane. The transcript is spliced from 2 exons. Gene Ontology annotation, molecular function: G protein-coupled receptor activity; olfactory receptor activity. NCBI's taxonomy places the organism in Eukaryota, Metazoa, Chordata, Cladistia, Polypteriformes, Polypteridae.